This is a messenger RNA of Blastocystis hominis, 1698 nucleotides long. RefSeq lists its product as hypothetical. NCBI's taxonomy places the organism in Eukaryota, Bigyra, Opalinata, Blastocystidae. The record is from RefSeq and is a predicted model, not a curated record.
AUGCUAAUAGUUAUUAUUCGUGAUAUGCUAGAUGUGCUAAAUUCGAUCUGUGAUGAAUCCUAUGAAGUGUUUGAUAAGAUUCUUCGUACCGACUUCUUCGAUGCUGAAAGUUUCCGUAGCAUUGUCAAGAACACCGUCGUGCUCACUAACCUGGAUCACAAGCUGACCGAGGGGCAGCAAGUUCUGGUGGAUAAGAUUCCCGGCACGAUUUCGGUCAAGGACAUGCAUCGCACGAUCACCUUCGUGACCUACAUGGACGACGAGAACGUCGAGCUCAUUCACAACCUGGAGCGCCGAUCGCGCGAAAUCGACAUCGGCCGCCUGCUGAAGAUUCUCGCGGGAACGGACAACUACCGGGGAAUCAGCGAGAUCCUCGAUCUGCUCUGCCUCUUCCCCAGCGAAGUGAGCGCGCGUAUCGUGAACUACCUCUACAAUCUGCCGCGGAACGGCUUCCAUGAGACGCUGGCGCUGCUGAAGUACCACUUGGAGCAGCUGGAGAAGGACCACAACAACCCGGACAACAUCUAUCUGUUCUUCGAGCACUAUUACAACAACCAGUGGCUGGACCACGAGCGGAAGCCGGACGAGUGCAUGCUGGAAGUGAUCCGGUCGGGCGACAAGGUCACGUGCGUGCGAGGCAAGGCGUACCUGCGGUCGGGGCACCUGCUGUACGAUGGCUGCUACUACAAGCGACAGUACCACGGGAGGGGUCGUCUGUACUCGGAGAAUCAGGACUGCUAUGAGGGCAUGUUCGAGCAGGGGAAGAAGGAGGGCACGUUCUUUCUGUACAACGAGCGGCUGCGGCUGCGCGAGGACCACUUCGUGGACGACAAGCUGAACGGGCGGAGCACGGAGUUCUUCAAUGACGGCAAGAUUCGGAGCAAAUCCGAGUAUAUAGCCGGGAAGAAGCAGGGUCCGGCGGAGAUCCGGAACGGGAUGGGCGGUCUGAUCUUCAAGGGAUCGUACGUUAACAACAUGAAGACGGGCACGGCGUACGAGUUUUUGGGCCCGAACGUGGCCAGGCUGUGCCAAUACAACAUGGGGAACAGAGAGGAGAAGGAUCUCGUGUAUGUGGCGCUGGACUACGAGGACUCCCCGCUACACCCGAAGUACGACAAGAAAUAUUACGACCUGCAGAACGUGGUGUCGAUCCGAUCCGCGUGCGACCAGAUCUUCAUGAAGGCGGAUAACCCGCAUCAGACUGUGCGGAUCUACGUGGAUCAGGAAGUCUUCCAAGCCAUGCAGAGAUUCGAAGCGCGUCGGGGCUAUUUCUUGCUGUCCUCGGUGGAAAGCAUUCAGGUUCUUUGUCUGUAUGGGAAUGGAAACGGGCUGGGAGUGGGACCGAUCGAUUUCGAGUCGGUGUCGUGGCUGUGCCAGCGACUGAACAUGCUGAACAAGCUGUAUCUGUCGGAUCUGCGCAUCAACAAUCUGUUUAGAACGGAUUUGAAGAUCGCUGCGGUGUCGGCGCUCAUUUUGCACAACUGCUAUUUUGAAAACGCGAACUUUAUCGAGAGCGUGACGGCCUCUGGAUCGCUGAACGAAGUCGUACUGGAUCAUUGCACGGGCUUCGAAGUGCUUCGCUUCUCCAAGUACUUCACCAAGAUGAUCAGGGAUUUUACGUUGAAGGGUUUGGAGAGCUGGAAGGGAUUGAGCGAUAGACUGCUUCGAUUUCUCAAAGCUGGUUCUGGAGCCGAAUAG